UACCAAAAGAAUUCAGUCCUUUCUUUCAUGUUCCAUCAUUACACAAAAAAGCCUCAAACACUAACCGUUGCACCACAUAAAACUAAUACCAACACUUACUAAUGAUAAAAUCCUAAUCUUUUGACAAACACAACACAAAGGAGAGAUUGCAUGGAAUCCAACACUAGAUGUUCUUACUUGGCCAGCAGGCUGUUAUUCCUCUUCUUGCACAUCUCUUCUCUCAUCCAAUGCUCCGACGACGUCUUCGACGAAUCCUUAGACGCCAUUCUUCACGACCGGGCUUUCAGAGUGAUGAUCCAUCGGCGCCCCCACACCGGCGCGCUCUACAACGCCACCCUCCCGCCCAAUUUGGCGGGGCUGAAGGUCUCCGUCGUGGGGCUCAGAAGCGCCACUCUGUGGAGGAAAGGAGCUAAUUUCAGCAAUGUUGCCAUCCCAGCAAGAACACUUCCUGUGCCUCAUGUCAAACGCCUCCUCAUAGUUUACCACAAUCUCAGCAACUGGUCAUCUUCCUACUACAGCUUACCGGGGUACUCGUUGGCAACCUCUGUAGUUGGCUUUUCAGUGUAUGAUGCAACACAUUUGAGGAGCAGAAACCUGUCAAAGAUUGAGCUCAACACCAUGGGGAACAACAUAUCAAUCAGAUUCCCUGACUCAGGACUGAGCAGCAAUUGGAAGACAAAGUGCGCUUAUUUUGGUGUUACUGGUGAAGUUCAAAUAAGUGACAUGAGGUUACCUGAUGUGUGCCAUAGCAGAAGUCAGGGGCAUUUCUCCAUCGUGGUUCCUGUCAAGAAGAAGACGCAGAAGAUAUGGCCGUUGCUCGCAGGAUGCAUGGGGCUGGUACUGGUGGCAUUGGCAGGAGCAGGGGCAGGGGUCGCGGCAGUCAAAUUGUUCAUGGGGAAGAGAACUCAGGAAAUGGAGAAGGAGGCGGAUGCGGGAGAAUGCCUGCAGACGUACUGGAUUGCAAGCACUAAGAUGCCUCUGGCGGAAGUGACGAGAACUCAACCUGUGUUGGAGAGUACAUCUCUUCCCAAUCCUAAGUUAUCUUGGUAUGCUUAAUGUGUGUGAUGAUAUGUGUGGCAAUGAUGUGUAAGUAGUCUAAGAAUUUCCCAGAAUGUUAAACAAUGUAAUUACACUUACUGCUACAAGUUUCUUUGAUUGCCAAAAGGAAAACCAUGAAGAGUUGAGAAAGAUUUCUAUAUUUACUAUCUAUGCAGUAUACAAGUUU
Andrographis paniculata is the source of this 1225-nucleotide messenger RNA. RefSeq lists its product as uncharacterized. The transcript has a single exon. The record is from RefSeq and is a predicted model, not a curated record. Gene Ontology annotation, cellular component: membrane. The coding region runs from base 151 to 1056 and encodes 301 amino acids. NCBI's taxonomy places the organism in Eukaryota, Viridiplantae, Streptophyta, Magnoliopsida, Lamiales, Acanthaceae.